AUGGCAGCAGUGACCGCACCAGCACCGGCUACAGUCUCCGGCACGGGUCAGAAUCCGCAUCCGUUGCUCGACAAUAAUGAGGAGAAAAACUCCGUCGUCGUCAAAGUUGGCAUGGUUGGAGACUCUCAGAUUGGCAAGACGAGCUUGAUGGUCAAAUAUGUCGAGGGGAGCUUCGAUGAGGACUACAUCCAAACCCUCGGCGUAAAUUUCAUGGAAAAGACCAUCUCUGUCCGGCGAACCACGAUCACAUUUUCCAUCUGGGAUCUCGGAGGCCAGAGAGAAUUCGUCAACAUGUUGCCGCUUGUGUGCAACGACGCGGUCGCUAUCCUCUUCAUGUUCGACCUUAGCCGAAAGGCAACAUUGAAUUCGGUCAAGGAAUGGUACAGACAAGCGCGAGGAUUUAACAAGACGGCUAUCCCGUUUCUCAUCGGCACCAAGUAUGACUUGUUUGCCAGUCUUCCACACGACGAGCAGGAAGAGAUUACCAAGCAGGCGAAGCGGUUCGCAAAGGCCAUGCACGCCGGCUUGGUAUUUUGCUCGACAGCUGCAUCGAUCAACGUCCAGAAGAUCUUUAAGAUUAUCCUCGCCAAGGCAUUCGACUUGAAAUGUGUCAUUCCGGAGAUUGACGCAGUCGGAGAGCCGAUCAUUCAAUACAUCGAUGUCUAA
Molecule: messenger RNA, 666 nt
Organism: Serendipita indica DSM 11827
Lineage: Eukaryota; Fungi; Basidiomycota; Agaricomycetes; Sebacinales; Serendipitaceae
Source: the annotation of a GenBank genome assembly